AUGAGGAGUUCUAGAGGACUGGUUGGCAUUUCUGUUGAUGGAGAAGAAUUUUUGCUUAAAUCAACUUUAUGGACUUUUGGUGGAUUUGGUGCAUUCGGUUGGGCUACAGCAGAUCUCAAUUCUUACUGUUCAGAAAAUUCUCCCGAGUCUGCUACAAAUUUACAAAUAGCAGGCUCCAGUAUUCAUAUUAGUGAUUUUGUCUGUGAAUCUAUUGGGCGUCUCAAACUUUCAAACUAUGAAAUUGGUAUAAAUAACUUACUUCCUGAUUCUAUGCAUCUCAAAUAUACCAAAGCAGGUAUUGCUAUCUAUUCAGGCAUAAAUCGUGAUGCUCUAUUUAUGUUUGAUAAUAGUAGCAAUUAUGGUUUAUUUGCUGAAGAUGCCCUUUUGGUCUCACAAAUGGAUAUAAAAGAUGGUACAAAAAAACUACUUCUUUAUGAUGAUACAAUGUCUGAUGGUUCCAAGCAUAUAAUGAUCUAUAUAGACAAUGCUAAUGUAAAAAGGUCUAAGAGAAUUAAACAGGUUCUUGAAGAAAGAGAUUUUGUUAGUUUAUUAAAAAUUCACUGCUUUGCUUGCCGUUCUGAACAAUUUAUGAGUGCUUAUGAACUUGGACUUUCUGGAAAGGCUGCUGACUUUGCAGUAAAGAAGUAUCAUUCUCAUUGUCGAAUUUCAAAACAAGUUCUUGAAGAAUUCACUUAUGAUUAA
Molecule: messenger RNA, 702 nt
Organism: Racocetra persica
Lineage: Eukaryota; Fungi; Glomeromycota; Glomeromycetes; Diversisporales; Gigasporaceae
Source: the annotation of a GenBank genome assembly